UGACAUGCCACAAGUAAAUGUGACCCUCAGACCAAGAAAGGCCAGCCACUCCUGCUCUACAUGCUAUUUUGACUCCUGGGCCACCGUUGAAUGCUCCACACAAGGUUACUAAGAUUUUCUGCAUGCCCUCAGUAUGCUUUCAAACCAUCCUCAGCUUGUCUUGUAGCUGUGUGUCGCUGAUCUAAUGAUCCCUUGAUGCAAGAAACAUUCCUUCUUACCAGGUCACAUAACCGUAUUGAUGAGCUGCCCCGACACUCCAAAGAUGGUCUCUGUUUCUGAAAUUUCUUUGAAGAAUGUUAUGCCUUUUAAGACUCAUGUCUACAAGAAGACCUCUCAUGACAAAGCUGUUACGAUCUACAUAGGCAAGCGAGAUUUCAUUGACCAUGUAGAUGAGGUGGAACCUGUGGAUGGUGUGGUGUUGCUUGAUCCUGAUAUUGUAAAGGAUAAAAAAGUGUAUGUGACACUCACUUGUGCUUUUCGGUAUGGGCAAGAAGAUAUUGAUAUAAUGGGCCUGACUUUCCGGAAGGACCUCUAUUUUUGCAUGGUACAGGUAUAUCCAUCGCUAGAAAAACAGAGACCGCUCUCCAGCUUGCAGGAAUGCCUACUGAAUAAACUGGGUAAAAACGCACAUCCUUUUGUGUUAACAAUUCCAGACUAUCUACCUUGUUCAGUAUGCUUGCAGCAUCCCAAGGAUGUCGAGAAGUGCUGCGGGGUGGAUUUUGAGGUCAAAGCGUUCUCGACAGAAAAUGUGGAAGAGAAGGUUCUCAAGAGGAACUCCACACGCCUGCUGAUCCGCAAAGUCCAGUAUGCUCCAGAAGUGCCAGGACCCCAGCCUCAUGCAGAGACCAGCUGGCAUUUUUUCCUGUCAAAGAAACCAUUGCACCUGAAGGCAUGCCUCAGCAAAGAGGUCUUUUACCAUGGUGAGGCAAUCCCUGUUACGGUGACUGUGAUCAACAAUUCAGAUAAGGUGGUUAAGAAGAUCAGUGUAUCAGUGGAACAAGUUGCCAAUGUGGUCCUGUACUCCAGUGAUUUCUACACCAAGACAGUAGCUCUGGAAGAGGCAGAGGAAAAGAUACAGCCCAACUGCAUCAUCUCAAAGACUAUAACAGUUCUGCCUUUGCUGUCAAACAAUCGAGUAAAACUAGGCAUAGCCCUGGAUGGGAAGUUAAAAGAUGAAGACACCAACUUGGCUUCUAGUACCAUUAUUAAAGAUGGGCUAGACAAGACAGUUCUGGGGAUCCUGGUUGCUUACAAGAUAAAGGUGAAGCUCACGGUCUCAGGCCUGCUAGGAGAUUUCAUUUCCAGCGAGGUGGCCAUGGAACUGCCCUUCCGUCUCAUGCACCCCAAGCGAGAGGAGGAAAACACAACAGGUCAGUAGGAUAUCAUUGCCCUUGCUUGGGGCAUUGUUUAUAAUAUUCUGAUGAUACCCUUAGUCUUUUUGAAAAGCUAGAAGAUUAUUCUUCCAUUGAAAUGGUAAGCAGCUCUAAGGGAGAUUUUAAUCACAGGGAGGGGUGUUUUCAGAUGGAGUAGAAGGAGGGAUGCUAUUAGAUGGUUCUCCUUUCAUAUUUUCCAGUAGACGUUCUUGUGCUCUUGAAGCACAAUCCUAUGCAUGUCUCCGCAAAAGUCCCAUUGAGUUC
Messenger RNA from Podarcis raffonei (Aeolian wall lizard), 1637 nucleotides. RefSeq names its product S-antigen visual arrestin (gene SAG). The transcript is spliced from 13 exons. The record is from RefSeq and is a predicted model, not a curated record. The coding region runs from base 239 to 1378 and encodes 379 amino acids. Gene Ontology annotation, biological process: signal transduction; G protein-coupled receptor internalization. Gene Ontology annotation, cellular component: photoreceptor outer segment; photoreceptor inner segment. NCBI's taxonomy places the organism in Eukaryota, Metazoa, Chordata, Lepidosauria, Squamata, Lacertidae. Gene Ontology annotation, molecular function: G protein-coupled receptor binding.